CGAUCUUGCAGCUUCGAGGGUCGAUAUUCCUUCAACGCCCGGCUUUUACUCGACUAUAUCACGAUGAGAAUGUCCGCAGGAGCUAUGACAUUACAUGACCCCAGGCAUCAUGGAGUUAACACGGCGACCGACUCGUCACUCACGAUGACAUGUCAGACACACCACAGUAGUGCUUACCUUCGCUCUCCCCGCAGCACAUGCUUAUAACUUGCACUCCAACCCCUCAAUCUAGCAGCUACCAAGAUCCGUACUCGCAAUGCAUAUCAUCCUCACUGGCGCAACCGGCCUCGUUGGGGCAUCGGUCCUCAACAACAUGCUCGCCCAAGAGAGCAUUAGCCGUAUUUCGAUCCUCAGCCGGCGUCCCGUCGCGAUGGCAGAAGGACACGACAAGGCAAAAGUCAUCAUCCACAAGGAUUACAAGACAUACGAGAGCACGUUGUUAGAGGAGUUGAAAGAUGCGCAGGGAUGCGUGUGGGCACAGGGCGUCUCGCAGAACAGCGUGGACAAGGAGAAAUACGUCGAAAUAACACACGACUACCCUAUCGCAGCCGCACACGCGUUUUCCACGCUCCACCCUGACUCGCCCUUCACAUUCGUCUACAUCUCCGGCGAAGGCGCUACGCAAUCGCCCGGCAUGUUCACCCCCAUCUUCGGCCGCGUGAAGGGCCAGGUCGAGACUGCACUUCUCGAGUUCCACAAACAGAACCCCUUGUUCAAGCUCUACAAUGUGCGACUGGGCGCCGUGGACUGGCGGAACCAGCCGGCGAUUCAUCCGUUCAUUCCCAAGCAGGCGACGUACAAGGGCGUGCUCCUGGCACCGCUGACUUUCGCGUACAAGAGCUUGAUGACACCGACGGAGCCAAUGGGUAAGAUUCUGACUGAAUUGGCUAUGUCGAAGGGAGAGCCACUGGAAGGAAGUAAUUUAGGCAUGGAUGGGAGGCUGGUAACAAAUUUGGCCAUCAGGAGAAUGGCUGAACUAUAAGCAUGACGAGUAGCAUAGUCUUUUUGUCUUUGGGUUGUUGAAUAUACACGGCAUUGAUCUAGCGUCCUGGCUCUCAACGCGAACCUACAAAUAUAUACCUCCACAUCGCUCUCGUCUUUCAUGUCAGACGGGCUGCUGCUGAUGCUGC
Messenger RNA from Dothidotthia symphoricarpi CBS 119687, 1130 nucleotides. RefSeq lists its product as uncharacterized. The coding region runs from base 257 to 982 and encodes 241 amino acids. The transcript is spliced from 2 exons. The record is from RefSeq and is a predicted model, not a curated record. Lineage: Eukaryota; Fungi; Ascomycota; Dothideomycetes; Pleosporales; Dothidotthiaceae.